UCUCCGGUAUAUAUAUCCACUGCACAGCCCUCAUAAAUUGUACUAUUAUCUAACUGAAUUACUUCGAAAAUGGGAAGAAAGAAACGGCCAGAUACGACGUCGUCUCAAAGUACGACGACAUUGCCUCAAGAAACUCAAGUACACUUCAGCCACCCCCACAUCUUGAAACUUGUCAAUCCAACUGAAAGUGAAACUCUCACUUGCAAUGCUUGUGAACAACAAAACACUAAUAACAAACCUUUCUAUGGCUGCAACGCCUGCCAAUAUUUCCUCCACGAAAACUGCCUCAACGCUCCGCGUUUUCUCGAUCACUCAUCUCAUCCUUCCCACCCUUUAACCCUUCACCCGAUGCCAACUUACCCGACUCGUUCCUAUCUUUGCAACGCUUGUGGAUCUGCUGGCAACGCAUUCAGCUUUAGCUGUGCCCGUUGCCAGUUCGAUAUCCACGUGCAAUGUGCGUCUUGUCCGAGCUCAAUACUCGUUGACAAACACGCACAUCAAUUAGAGCUCAUAUUCGGUUCUCCUUACCAAGAUAAGGACAUCGAAUAUUUUUGUGAUAUCUGCGAUGCAGUAAUGAACAAGGACAACUGGUUGUACUAUUGCGCUGAUUGUGAUUUCGGGGCGCACUUGCAGUGUGCUAGCCCUGAACUUGUUGUUUACCCAAGAAGCCAACCAAUUAUUCCAAAUCCAAAUCCAAAUCCAAUUCCAAAUGCAAAUUCAACACUAGAGAUUUUAAAUUCAGUUAAUGAAGCUAAUCAGCAGGUUUUUGAAGCUCAAGUUGCUACCCGGAUGAUGGCACAAUUAGGACAAGAUAUGCUGGAGUCGGUCAGGCCAACACGAAGAUAUUAUUACUACUGAUCACUCUAUAUAUCGUCAUCAUCAUCUCUAAUGCAUGAUGCAU
Messenger RNA from Lycium ferocissimum, 901 nucleotides. RefSeq names its product protein VACUOLELESS GAMETOPHYTES-like. The coding region runs from base 70 to 858 and encodes 262 amino acids. NCBI's taxonomy places the organism in Eukaryota, Viridiplantae, Streptophyta, Magnoliopsida, Solanales, Solanaceae. The transcript has a single exon. The record is from RefSeq and is a predicted model, not a curated record.